GCGACACUGAAGUGUGGUCGGGCUCCGGCGGGUCGCCACCUCAGAGGAGGAACUAAACGGCUGCGGGAAGGGCUGGAAAUCCUUUUGGGCUAUUGCUCAUUCCCAUUUGUUAAUCAAAGGCUUUGAAUCCUGAAGGGCAGAAAUUCUCUCUAAACAGAAAGAUGGAAACUAAAGCACGUUUAUUCUUCCAGGCAGAAGAAAAUAUUGACUUAUCAGAUAAGGGAUCUGAUUCUUUCACAACCAUCUUGCCAUCAAGAAAUACUGAAAACAAGAAAUAUAUCAAAUUUUCUAAAACAAUAGAGAAGAAAAUUUCAUCUGAAGUUAAGGAUUUGAGCACAGAAUAUAAGAAAGACUGUAAUGAAAUGCCAGAGCAACAAACUUGCAAAGAGGAACAGUUUUUUUGGGGGGCUUACAUUUCUGGAGGUUCCAGUCCAAUGUCAAGCGGCUCCCUUCUGUGGGCCUCCUGUGAGGCAGUCAUCCUGUCAGGAGCACGUGGUAGAGCGUGCCGCUCCCUCCAGAGACAGGUUGCCCCGCCCACCGUGAGGCUGCCAAAGGAGGUGGCUAGGAAAGAAAACAUUUUGUGCAAGUUGCCAAACCAAUACAACCUUCCCAAGGCUUCAUCACCUCUUCAUAAACCUUCCAUUUUUCGGAAGAAGGAAAAGCUCUCUAACCUCGACCUCACAUUAUAUGAAGAAAUGCCCCAAGGAUACUUGUAUUCCCAGGAAUUAAGUGCACUUCAUAAAGCCUGUAAAAUUUUUAGCAAAAUUCGAAAUGGUAAGAUUUAUGUGAAUGAUCUGCCGCUGGUCCUUUCUAUCUUGAAGAUUUCUAUAAGUGAUUCAGAAAUGCGACAGAUACUAAAGAUUGUUGAUGUUGAUGUAUUCCAGGACAAUUUGAAGAUCUUUGGUAGUAUAAAAGAUGGCCGAGUUGCCACUGAUGAAGUGGUUGAUAUUUUGGAUAGCAUGGGCAUCCCUAUUACUUCUGAAACAUUUCAGGACGUGAUAAAUAAUACAUAUGUUGACAGUAAGCACAUGGUGGAUAUUGGAGAUAUCGUAUUUAUUUUGGAUGCUCUACAAGGCCAGUAUGAAGAUAUUUAUUCAGAUUUGGAUGAAACUGCUUCAAAGAAAAGGUUACCAAAGGUAGAAGGAUACUCUCUACAAUAUAAGAAGAAGUACAGUCUACCUUCCAGACUGACUGGAUCAUCAAUGUCUAAAAAAUUGAUUAAAAAAAUUCCACAAUAUCCUAGAAAAAUUAUGGAAGAAAAUGAUUCUGAAAUUCAACCAUCAAAAAAUUUUGAACAGAUAAGAAAAUUUCCUGGUGAACCAUACGCAAAGAGUGGCAUGAAUUUUAAAAAGCAUUCAGAGAAAGCUGAGAAUUAUGACUCAAAGUCCAAACUACCAAACUUGAAGAGUACUACAAGCGUCAAUAAGUCUCUGGAUAAAAAUGGUAUUUCUAAUAUCCCAAAACUUGAGAACCUUGUUGUGAGAAAGGAUGCAACUCUCCUGAAACAUGUUUCAAGUAAAGAAAAAACUGCAGUGAAUACCCUGGAGAAUGUCUGUGAUGCUAUCAGUAAGCUCCAAGAAAACUCCAUUGCUCCCGAAGAGCUGCAGCACAUUUUGCCUUCUCUAGGAAUUACUUUAUUAGAUGAAGACUUACAGGAGAUUAUGACAGAGACUACUAGAAAUGAAAGUGGAAUGGUGAAUUUAGAGGACUUUAUGAAGGCUCUCUGCAAAGAGCAAAGUCUUUCUGAAUAUGAUGUGUUGACAGAUGUCAUUAAAGCCAUUGAUAAAAUUAAAGACGAAAAUGUUGAUUCUGAAGACCUAAAAACUUGUCUUCAAAACUUGGGAAUUUACCUUUCUAAACCUGAACUUGAGAAGGUCAGAGAGCUGACUAAAGCUGACGAAACGCAAAAAGUAAAUUUUAAAGACUUCGUUAAUACUAUGCUGAGCAACACAGAAUCCUUCUCUGAAAAAUUAUCAUUGCCUGCUACUAUUGAAAACCUUCACAACAUCAUCAAAGAGCAGAUAGGUGUUUCUGACCUAUGGAACACUCUGUCUAGUUUGAAUAAUAAUUUAAAAAAAGAUGAGUUCCUAACUGCACUGAAAUUAGCAACAAUUGGUGAAGGUGACAAAGUAGAAUUUGAAGAAUUUGCAAAAGGUGUAAAGAAUAUGUAUGACACCUCCAGGUUAGGUGAGUUAGAGGAGAUUGCCUUAGCCCUUGAUUCACUUGAAGGCAACAUGAUAGCUGAGACAAAUUUGGAAGAUUUUCUAAGGAAUGUUGGGAUUAAGUCACCUGAAGAGGCCAUAGAAAAUAUUCACUCUAAUUUUGUUAAUGAAGAUGACAUGGUAAAUGUUAAAGACUGUAUGGAGGCUCUGAAGGACACCCAGAAAUUUUCCAACUUUAUUGCACUGAAUAAGACUAUCAGUACAUUGAAUCUCAUGGAAGAAUGUGAUCAGUCUGAUGAAGAAAAAUAUAGAGAUGUACUUGAAAAUGCUGACAGACAUUUUGCGACUGAUGAUCUUCAAAUAAUAAAGGAUGGCUCCGUUGUUGAAGAAAUUUCAACCUACACUCCCAAAUAUUAA
This is a messenger RNA of Octodon degus (degu), 2579 nucleotides long. RefSeq names its product EF-hand calcium binding domain 13 (gene Efcab13). Lineage: Eukaryota; Metazoa; Chordata; Mammalia; Rodentia; Octodontidae. The transcript is spliced from 20 exons. The record is from RefSeq and is a predicted model, not a curated record. Gene Ontology annotation, molecular function: calcium ion binding. Bases 162 to 2579 code for a protein of 805 amino acids.